AUGUUCCGGAUCUGGGAUCUCGCCGAAGAGCUGCGGAGCUCGAUCGUGAAGCACCUGAUUCCAGACGCCCACAUCAAGGUCGUCCUCGUCAAACCUCGCAAAGGAGAAGGAAGAACAUACCACGUCAUCCUCGUCAACGAGUCCGAGUGGGCAGACUUCCGCACCCUACAUUCUUGCGGCACUUUAUCACGCACUCUGUGCAGGCAAGCACUCUUCGAUGCGCGCCAAGCCGACGAGACGCGUAUCAUCAUCGACAUGAGCCGCCACACGUAUCAUCCAGCGCAUCCCGUGUUCCGAUCUACCUUCACCCACAACAUCUCGCAGAAGACCUUGUUGCACUUCCUCAGCAACUUCACCCGUCUCCACACUAGUACGCCUGUGGCUGUCGUCAAGGGACCCGAGCAAGAAGACCUCAGCUUCGAUGGAGAAGACAGCGAUUUGGAAACCAUCAUCCAGCGCGUCUCUGUCCUCUACGACAUCGACUCUCUCGUCACCACGGCGGACCCUGGCGACAACGACAAGAUCCUUCGCAUGACCUUCAAGACGUUGAUGGACGACAGCGACAAGAAGAGUGCGCCGUCGUUCGCCGCGGUCAACGACGGAAUCGAAUGGGCGCUCCAUUACUCCCAAGCUUCGCAGUCCGGUAGCAUCGCCUCACCCUACCUCGCAAAGCAACUCACUGCCGAAGGCCUUUGGGCUGUCGGCAAUUUGCUCGCCGGUCGAGCCGGCCGCGUCGCCACGCACUUUCUUGAUGAUUAUCUUGGUGCCACCGACGUGCGGACCAAGUGCCACAGCACAUCCGUGAAGUGGCUUCGGGAGUGGGAGGAGCGGGAGAGUGUAAAGGCGGCACAAGAGGAAGAUGAGGGCAUGGAUGAGUCCGAGUAA
Zymoseptoria tritici IPO323 is the source of this 885-nucleotide messenger RNA. RefSeq lists its product as uncharacterized. The coding region runs from base 1 to 885 and encodes 294 amino acids. The transcript has a single exon. The record is from RefSeq and is a predicted model, not a curated record. Lineage: Eukaryota; Fungi; Ascomycota; Dothideomycetes; Mycosphaerellales; Mycosphaerellaceae.